Molecule: messenger RNA, 742 nt
Organism: Schistosoma mattheei
Lineage: Eukaryota; Metazoa; Platyhelminthes; Trematoda; Strigeidida; Schistosomatidae
Source: the annotation of a GenBank genome assembly
AGCUGACAUAGCUUCAGAUCACCAUCUGGUUGUGGCCAAUAUGAAAGUGAAACUAAAGAAACACUGGACAACUGGUGAAACAACAUUGCAAAUGUUCAAUACAACCUUCUUUCGACAUACUGACAAACCCAACCAAUGCAAGAUAACUCUCAACAACACAUUUUAAGUCUUUCAGGAACUUCUCAAAGAAGAAGAAGAAACUAAUGUGGAGGAGAACUAGAUGGAGAUCAAAGAAGCAUUGACUACAAUGUUUCAGGAUGUUUUACGCCAAAAGAGUUAUCGUCAUAAUGAAUGAAUCUCUAUGGAAACCCUGGACAAGAUUCAAGAAAGGAAGAACAACAAAACGGCAAUUAACAACAACCGAGAAAGAACACAGAAAGCCAAUGUACAAGCUGAAUACACAGAACCAAACAGACAAGUGAAGAGGAACACUGAAGCCAACAAGCAGAAAUGCGUGGAAGAGCUAGCAACGACAGAGGAAAAACUUGUAAGAGUAGUAAAUAUGAAACAACAAUGUGACACGGUGAAGAAACUAGUAGGGAUAUAUAGUAAACCAGAGAGACCAGUCGAGAACAAAGAAGACAAGACAGUCAUUGAGACUGGAGAACAGACAAAUACAUGGCUAGAACACUUUGAGGAACAGUUGAAUUGGCCGGCUCCAUCAAAUCUACUAGCUGGAUAUCAAAGUAGCACACACAUGGUUGACUGAUCACUUGACGGUGAUCAAUGUCAUGUGUGUCAA